This is a messenger RNA of Miscanthus lutarioriparius, 375 nucleotides long. The record is from the annotation of a GenBank genome assembly. Lineage: Eukaryota; Viridiplantae; Streptophyta; Magnoliopsida; Poales; Poaceae.
AUGAUCGAGCACUGCCACUGCCGUGUAUCACAAAACCCCAGCAGGAACAAGAUCCUGACAUACUCCACAGCACCAGAGAUGAAGAGAGGCAGCACUCGUGUUGCUCAGCUUGCUGCUCUUACCAUCCUGCUGUCGUGGAUCGUCGUCUCCUCUGUCGCAUCAUCGGAGUCGGAGGCCCCGUUACAAGUCGGUUACUACAGCCGCACUUGCCCACGGGCAGAGGAUCUCAUCCGCAACGUCGUCCACGCCGCCAUCCGCCGUGACCCCGGCAAUGGACCAGGCCUCGUGCGCCUCUUCUUCCACGAUUGCUUCGUCAGGGUAAGCAACAAGCCCGUUGGCAUGCAUCUACUCAAACAGAUCAACUCUAGCCUCUAG